GCCACAUUUACACUUCAAAUUACAUUUUUACCCUUCUUCAACCGGAUCUUUAUAGCGCCCCUCCGCCCCCCGCCACCCCCAAUUCAAUAUUCUCUCUCCGCUCUUCGUCAUCAUCCUCAUUUUUCUGAUAUCGAAUCUUGAAUAAGGUCCGGAAGAGAAAAAUCCGACUGAAAAUUUCUUAGUUCUGCGAGCGAUGGGUCAGAUCCAGUACUCUGAUAAAUACUUCGACGAUACUUACGAGUACAGGCAUGUAGUUCUUCCCGCAGAUGUGGCAAAGGCACUGCCCAAGAAUCGUCUCCUCUCCGAAAAUGAAUGGCGUGCACUUGGAGUUCAGCAAAGCCGUGGAUGGGUCCAUUAUGCCAUCCAUCGUCCUGAGCCACACAUCAUGCUGUUCAGGAGGCCUUUGAACUAUCAACAGCUGCAGGAGAAUCAAGCGCAGCAGAACUUGCUUGCAAAGUAAUUUUUAUACUUGUGUCUGAAAAGGGAUGGAUGAAUAUAAAACAAAAGUAGGGUUUAUGCUUCUGCAUAAGUAGUUUGGGUUUCCCAGUCUGUAAUAUUCUCUUCCAUUGAGAAUUUGAAGUGAGAGAUUGUUUUUAACUGUCUUAAUCGUGGUUUUACUUGAUGCUACUGGUACAUUGUUCUUCCUUAUAUAGUUAUGUUCUUGAAUUA
Molecule: messenger RNA, 669 nt
Organism: Carica papaya (papaya)
Lineage: Eukaryota; Viridiplantae; Streptophyta; Magnoliopsida; Brassicales; Caricaceae
Product: cyclin-dependent kinases regulatory subunit 1
Molecular function (GO): cyclin-dependent protein serine/threonine kinase regulator activity
Source: RefSeq, a predicted model, not a curated record